AUGGCUUCCAUGGCCCCUACGUCAGGCGGCCAGUACCACUGGGUCUCUGAGUUUGCACCACCAGAGCACCAGAGAUUCUUGAGUUACGUUGUUGGCUGGCUCUGCGUUCUCGGAUGGCAGACUGGUAUCGCAUCCAUUGCUUUCUUAGCAGGCGGUCAGAUCCAAGGCUUGAUCAUUCUCAACAACAACGCCUACAUCCCGGAGCGCUGGCACGGUACACUCCUCAUCAUUGCAGUCGCAAGCUUCGCCAUUCUUUUCAACACGCUUCUUGCACGUAAGCUUCCUCUUGUCGAAGGCACGGUGCUAAUCCUCCACAUCUUUGGCUUCAUCGCCAUCUUCAUUACCAUGUGGGUUCUCGGACCACGCAGUCCUCCCAACCAGGUAUUCCGGUCAUUCCAGGAUAAUGCCGGAUGGGGCAACAUAGGCUUAUCUUGUCUAGUCGGUCAACUCGCUCCCAUAUUUUUGUUACUUGGAUCGGACCCAGCAAUGCACAUGAGUGAGGAGCUUCAGGACGCAUCUAAAAUACUCCCAAGAGCCAUGAUAUGGACAGAAGUUGUGAACAGCAGUCUAGGUUUCAUAAUGCUCAUUACCUUCUGCAUCUGUCUUGGAGACGUCGAGGGCGUGCUUUCGACUCCGACUGGCCAACCACGUAUUCAGAUCAUAUACAACGCGACCCAAUCGACUACCAGUGCCACUGUCCUCGCCUCUAUCACUGUAGUCAUGGCGGUGAUUGGAUGCGUUAAUAAUGUUGCAACAUGUUCGAGACAGUUGUUCGCUUUCGCACGCGAUCAUGGUGUCCCAUUUGGCUCUUUCUUUUCGCGAGUGCGACCCGGUUGGGACAUACCACUCAACUCCUACCGUGGCGUUUAA
Molecule: messenger RNA, 870 nt
Organism: Alternaria atra
Lineage: Eukaryota; Fungi; Ascomycota; Dothideomycetes; Pleosporales; Pleosporaceae
Exons: 3
Coding region: 1-870 (289 amino acids)
Biological process (GO): transmembrane transport
Cellular component (GO): membrane
Molecular function (GO): transmembrane transporter activity
Source: RefSeq, a predicted model, not a curated record